This is a messenger RNA of Cladocopium goreaui, 813 nucleotides long. The record is from the annotation of a GenBank genome assembly. Lineage: Eukaryota; Dinophyceae; Suessiales; Symbiodiniaceae.
AUGUUAAAUAACCAGAGGGUAUCUCAUUCCUUUUUUUUGUUUCGUGGCUUGAUCUGCCCUGCCAAACUGGUGAAGUCAGGCGGGGAUUGCUGGAGACACUGUGAGGGUUGCUGCUGCCAUGAUCUCGACUUCGCCCAUCUCAGAGAAGCCGUGGCCAGCCACGUCUACGCGCUGGACUUUCUGGCUCCUGCAGACAAAGUGAAGCGGGCUUUCUGGUUGAUGCCAGAGGUCUAUGUGGCGGGUCUCCAUGUGACGCAUCAUUGCUUUGGAGAUGUGGCCAGUUGGUUGGCCUCCAAGGAGCUGAAUGGAGAUGGCGCGGCCACCGGCACGAGCCGGAGGAGCCGGACAGCUUUCUAUGAGAAGGAUCACUUGGACCAUCGAUUUGAUUCGCAAGAUGCCGACUGGGCGGCCUAUGGAUUGCCCAACUAUUCCAAGUUGACUGGCCAGGAUUUCUUGAUGGGACAUCAACAUGUGCAGCACCACAAAGGUGGAGCACAUUGCAGCAGAGAUUUUCAUGAAUUCUGUAGCAAUGGCUUCGACUAUGUGUGCGAUACUACAGAGCCAACUCUACAUUGGACCAAGGACUGCGGAGUGAUGUACUACUUCUCACCAGCAGCUGGAACUGGAUGGCAUACCUACAAGUAUAUGCUGGGCACCCCACCAGCCGAAUGCAAACCGGGCGAGCAUUGCGAUGCCUGUGCCGAUCCUCCCGGCGAGGUGGCCUGCACAGUGAAGCUCCAUGGAGGUGAUUGCAAGGAGUGGCCAGAAGCUAGUGCCGCAAGACUUCCAGUGAGCAAAGUGGCCUUUCUCUGA